This is a messenger RNA of Hermetia illucens (black soldier fly), 1865 nucleotides long. RefSeq names its product cytochrome P450 CYP12A2-like. Bases 174 to 1760 code for a protein of 528 amino acids. The transcript is spliced from 6 exons. Gene Ontology annotation, molecular function: oxidoreductase activity, acting on paired donors, with incorporation or reduction of molecular oxygen; iron ion binding; monooxygenase activity. The record is from RefSeq and is a predicted model, not a curated record. Lineage: Eukaryota; Metazoa; Arthropoda; Insecta; Diptera; Stratiomyidae.
UUUAAUUCUGCACGCUAGAGACUAAAGCUUGUUGAUAGCUAGAACCGGGCGCCGCUAGCUCAAUUCGGUCCGCAAAUAUUUUCAAAAAGUUCGUCAGUGGAGAGUGAAAUCUGGGAAGUGUUGGUGUUACAUUCAUCUUGUCCUUUGAAAAGUCGCGUUUUUUGGAUCUAAACAUGUUUUUGAGAACGGUUUGUCGCGCUCAAGGUGCGAAGGCAUUCCAUCAAAAUGCAAACGUCCGUUUUUUGGCCACCCAGGUUGAAGCUGCAAAGGACAAUCCUCGUUCGAGUAAUUUUCAGAAUGAUUAUGCAAAGGCGAUACACUUCUCCAAAAUACCAGGUCCGUCGAAGUUUGUGUUCUUAAGAUCCCUCAUGCCCGGAGGGAAGUACUAUAAAAUGGAGUUUGUCGACAUGAUCAAAAGGCAAAGAGAGGAUUAUGGGGACCUUUUCCGAUUUCCUGGAUUAUUUGGUGGACCAGAAAUACUUUUUUCUUUUGACCCAAAUGAUUUCGAAACUAUAUUUCGGACGGAAGGGUACUGGCCGGACCGCAUAGUGCUGCAGACUAUGAUCUACUAUCGAUCCAAAGUACGUCCUGAUAUUUUCGGCAAAUAUUCCGGACUUGGAAAUGCGCUAGGCAAAGAGUGGGCAGAGUUCAGGACAGCUGUAAACCCUGCAAUGGCUCAACCAAAGAAUACCAAAAUAUACAUCCCAAAAGUUGAUGCUGUUGCUGUAGACUUUGUGAAAAGAAUACAUAGUAUCCGUGACCCAAAAACGAGCCAAGUUCCGGAGAACUUUGAGGAAGAGUUGAGCAGGUGGGCAUUUGAAUCAAUAGCUCUAAUUGCAAUGGAUACACGCCUUGGCUUGAUAUCCGGCAAGCAUGACGGAAGAAGUGAGAGAUUGAUUCAGGCGUCAAAGGAUGCAGCUCGCCUACUUUUCAAUAUAGAAGUGAAACCAGCAUUAUGGCGAAUCGUUAGAACUCCGAAUUUCCGGAAGCUCAUGAAAGCUUACGAUACAAUUACAAAUUUAAGUAGUGAAAUCGUGGAAGAAGCUAGAACGAGGUUGGAUGAAGUUGGUCAAGGACCACGUGAUGAAGGUGAACUGAGCGUAUUCGAAAAAUUGCUUAAAAUUGAUCCUCUUAUUGCGAAGAUCAUGGCCAUGGAUAUUCUUUUCGCAGGUGUCGAUACGACCACCGCCUCAUUUACUGGCCUUCUCUACCUUCUAUCUAAAAACUUGGACAAACAGGAAAUAUUAAGAAAGGAAAUUAUGACGAUAUUGCCCGAGAAAGAGUCACCACUAACUGUUCAAAACAUGAAACACCUUCCCUAUCUACGAGCUUGCAUCAAAGAAAGCCUGAGAGUUCAGCCACCUGUCAAUGGACUCGUUCGAAAUGCUGGUCAGAACAUUAUACUCAGCGGGUAUCAAAUACCAAAAGGAACAACAGUUUUGAUGAGCGCAUUCGUUCUACAAAAAGAAGAUAAAUACUACCCAAAUGCAGACAAAUAUGAGCCAGAAAGAUGGUUGAAGAGAGAUGGUACUCCCGCACCGGCUAAAUCCGCACAUCCCUUCAUAUUUUUACCUUUUGGAUAUGGUCCCCGCAUGUGCAUUGGAAGACGUUUCGCAGAGAUGCAAAUAGAAACUUUAAUAGUGAGAAUCCUACGAGAUUUCCAGGUGGAAUGGCAUCACCCCGAUUUGAAGUUUACAAUGAAAAGCGCUAAUGUGCCUGAUGGCAAUCUAACUUUCACCUUUAAAGAUAUUGUCAACUGAAAUGUGUCAUGUGUCAUUGCGUAGUUGAUGUUUUGGAAUUUAUUCUCGCAAAUAACAAAAUGUUCUUUGAUAUUUCCUAAAUAUAUUCAUUGCUAAUUUUAAACA